AUGGCUGCAAAAUAUGAAAUUUAUCAUAGUAUGCUGGGCGUCACCAUAAGCUACGGUGGCUACCGUAGCUUACGAGACACUGGGACAAAAAUCCUCUACCGUAUAGCAGUAGCUUCGCACCGUAAGGAAAAGGGUGCCACCAUGACGGAUACGAAUGAGGAUGAAGCCACGCAACAAGAGCAGCUGAAAACUAUGAUCUCGGAAGAGAUUGGAAGGGCAAUGCAAGCAAGUAAUCCUCAUUUAGCCCAAGAAGUAGAAAGUCAUGUGCUGGAAGUGGUAGAAACAAUGAUGACGAGUAAGAUGGACGAGUUGAAGGGAAUGAUUAGUGAAGUCCAAGGAAGGAAAGGAACUCGCAAAUGCACAUACAAAGAAUUUAUGGCAUGCAACUCGUUACCAUUCAAAGGAGAAAUUGAUCCUAUAGCAUGUCAAAGGUGGAUUGCAAGUACGGAAGCGGUGUUCAUAAGGAGUCAUUGUGAAAAUGAGGAUCAAGUGAUGUUCGCCACCGGUUUGCUACAACUCCAAGCUAAAGAUUGGUGGGAUGUUUAUAGUAAAGAGAUUGGGGAAGAAAAAGUUCAAGUCUUGACAUGGCAAGAGUUCAAGGAACCUUUUCUAAAGUACCACUGCCCGCAAUCUGCCAUUGACAAGAUCCAAGAAGAUUUCUUACAUCUUCGUCAGAAAGAUGAAACCAUUGAUGAAAUCACCAACGUUUUCCUUGACAAGCUGAAGUUCUGUAAAGAUAUAGCAGGAACGGAAAGAAUGAAGAUAAACCAUUAUUACGGUAUGUUGAAGGCUGAAUAUCGGGAGUUCAUAAUUCCCGCUAAAUGUGAAACUUUGAAUGAGCUCAUUGACUUGGCCCGAGAUAGGGAGAUUGAAAUAAGAAGACAGGCAGAAAGAGGCGAAAAAAGAGUAUCUGAGAAUGUUUCCAGCUCGAGCCCUUCAAAGAAACCAAAAUUUCAAGAUCAAAGAAAGAAGGAUAAGGCGAAGGGUAGUAUUCCGAAAUGCAAAACGUGCGGAAAGUUACACACGGGGGAGUGUUUGAAAGGGAAGAAGGGCUGUUACAAUUGUGGUCAAGAGGGACACCCAUACUAUAGGUGUCCUAAUCCUUCCAGAACAUGUUACAACUAUUUCCAACCGGGUCAUAUUAAGGCUGAGUGUCCCAAGCUUCAACAGAAAACCGAUAAGGAAGCAAGAAAGGAGGAAGCCCCAAGAGCUAAGGGGAGGAUGUUUCAGAUCACAACCAAAGAAGCGAAGGACCACCCGAAUGUUGUAUCAGGUAUAUUCUCAUUGAACUCGAUGCCUACGUACGUGUUAUUUGAUACUGGUGCCAGUAGAUCGUUUGUAUCAAGUGAACUAGUGUCACACCCCUCUUUUAGAAUCGAAAGAAUGCAUGUACCAUUAGAAGUAGAGAUAGCCGAUAGUAAGAGUUUUUCGUUGCACGAAGUUUGUAGAAAUUGUGAAAUAAUCAUUGAAGAUGAGAAGUUUGCCAUUGACCUUAUUCCCAUGAUAUUGGGGGAAUUUAAGGUUAUAGUUGGCAUGGAUUGGCUAGCUAAACAUCAGGCCGAAAUUCAAUGUGAGAAGAAGGUGAUUCAUAUGUUAACAUCGGGAGGAAAACGAGUAAGCAUACAAGGGGAAAGGAAUAUCAAUUCGAAGCUUUGUUCUAUAGUCCAAGCAUACAAGUACGUACGAAAUGGAAGCAAGGCAUUUCUAACUUACGUGGUGGAUACUAAGCAGAAUACCCCUAAGAUAGAAGAGGUUGAAGUCGUGAACGAGUUUCUCGAUGUUUUUCCGGAAGAUUUGCCGGGGCUUCCGCCGGAACGUGAAGUGGAUUUUAAGAUUGAAUUGUAUCCCGAUGCCAAACCUGUAGCCAAGGCUCCUUAUAGAUUGGCCCCAACUGAAAUGCGGGAGUUAAUGGUACAAAUACAAGAAUUGCUCGACAAGGGAUUUAUACGCCCGAGUGUGUCGCCAUGGGGAGCGCCUUUAACCAAGAAGGAUGAGAAGUUUUCAUGGGGUGCAGAUCAAGAGAGGGCGUUUCAAACCUUGAAAGAAAAGCUGUCGAGUUCCCCGGUACUAACCUUACCUGAUGGAACGGAAGACUUGGUGGUGUUUACGGAUGCGUCACACCAAGGGUUGGGAUGUGUUUUGAUGCAAAGGGGUAGAGUCAUUGCCUAUGCUUCUAGGCAAUUGAAGUCACACGAAAGUAAUUAUCCAACCCAUGACUUGGAGUUAGCUGCAGUAGUGUUUGCUUUAAAGAUAUGGAGGCACUAUCUAUACGCUAAUGUAGUGGCCGAUGCCCUGAGCCGAAAGGAUUACCCGCCUCCAAUUCAAGUAAAGUCCAUGAAGAUGGUAAUUACACCUCGAUUUCUCGAAAUGGUUAAAGAAGCCCAAAUCAAGUCACUAAGCGGAAUGGAUUCUAAAAAGGAAAGAACAAAGGGGUUUGUGGAUAAAUUCGAAGAGAGAUCCGAUGGAAUUAAAACCAUGUAUGGUCGUAUUUGGAUACCUCGGUUUAGCGAAGCAAAGGGUGUAUUACUCGAAGAAGCUCACAAAUCCCGAUUCUCGGUUCAUCCUGGAGCUACAAAAAUGUAUUUGGACUUGAAGAAAAGUUAUUGGUGGCCCGGUAUGAAACGUGAUAUCGUCAAGUAUGUUGCAAAAUGUUUGACGUGUUUGCAAGUGAAGGCAGAACAUCAGAAACCAUACGGGAGGUUGUAA
Helianthus annuus (common sunflower) is the source of this 2706-nucleotide messenger RNA. RefSeq lists its product as uncharacterized. Lineage: Eukaryota; Viridiplantae; Streptophyta; Magnoliopsida; Asterales; Asteraceae. The transcript has 4 exons. The coding region runs from base 1 to 2706 and encodes 901 amino acids. The record is from RefSeq and is a predicted model, not a curated record. Gene Ontology annotation, biological process: proteolysis. Gene Ontology annotation, molecular function: nucleic acid binding; zinc ion binding; aspartic-type endopeptidase activity.